Cloeon dipterum is the source of this 1908-nucleotide messenger RNA. RefSeq names its product mitochondrial calcium uniporter (gene MCU). Gene Ontology annotation, biological process: mitochondrial calcium ion homeostasis; calcium import into the mitochondrion. NCBI's taxonomy places the organism in Eukaryota, Metazoa, Arthropoda, Insecta, Ephemeroptera, Baetidae. Gene Ontology annotation, cellular component: uniplex complex; mitochondrial inner membrane. The record is from RefSeq and is a predicted model, not a curated record. The transcript is spliced from 8 exons. Bases 360 to 1448 code for a protein of 362 amino acids. Gene Ontology annotation, molecular function: uniporter activity; calcium channel activity.
UGCCUACCAAGGGAAGACUGCAGUUAAAAUUUUGUCUUGUCUCUGGUAGUGAGGACUGCCCUUGAACAGUCGCUCGACGUGACAUCUAUGGUAGCAGUCGCAAGAACCGCAAGAACAAGAGGGGUUUAGAAGAGGAGCGGCCCAACAAGCAGACAAGCAGUGCGACCGCCGAAUCCGUUCGCCCCGUUCCCAUUACUGAGGCUGAGUAGACUACGGGCCCGAAUCGCCGAGCUGCUCGGUGACGAGUCGGCUUCGUGGGCCAGCUCCAAACUUGUAAAUCGGCGAUCGCCCGAGCCGAUCAGAGCAAACUCCGAACGCCGACCAUCGUAGAACGAGCCGAAUUCACGCUUUGAUUCGGCAUGGCGAGUGCGUGCCGACGGGUCGUUGCCCUGCUGGUGUCCCAUGCAGGCCCCUCACCGGCCCUACUGGCACAGAGUUCAGCAAACAAACCGCACAUCCUGAGGUACUUAAGUUGCAGUAUUGUACGGCUGAAUGACGACACGACGACAUCAGCCACUCCCUCCGACCCUUCUUCCGCAGGUGUUACGAUCCACUAUUCACAAGGUCUGCCAGUGGUGACAGUACCACUGCCAUCGCGGAAAGAGCGCUGCAGGUUCACUCUGCGACCCAUCAGCCACUCAGUUGGUGACUUCCAAGAGAUGCUGAAGAAAGAGGACAGAGGCAUCGACCGAGUUUCCUGCACCACCUUAGACGGAGUGCGAAUUGCGUGCUCAAACACAAUUGAGUCGUUGAUGGAGAACGACUUUCAGUUGGUCAUGAAUGACAUUUCAUACAAGGUGGUUACACCGCACCAAGAAAGGCUUUCCCAGGACGAAAUCAAACAUCUCUCAGAUGUGCGCAACUUAGUCAACCAGUUGUAUGAAGCGCUGAACGUUGGCGAACAUCAGCUUUCUAAGGAGAGGGAACUUUUUUCAAAACUUGAGAUGUUGAAAGAGAAGAUCGCUCCACUUGAAGCGAAGAGACUUGAACUGUCCAAGUUAGCUGAGAAGCGAACAACAACACUGACGUGGGUUGGCCUGGGGUUGAUGUCAGUGCAGUUUGGUAUCCUCGCUCGGCUAACGUGGUGGGAGUAUUCAUGGGACAUAAUGGAGCCAGUCACCUAUUUUGUCACUUACGGCACUGCCAUGGCCUGCUAUGCCUAUUUUGUCCUUACCAAACAAGAGUACAUGCUGCCUGACGUGAAGGACCGUCAGUUCCUGAUUUCUUUCCACAAGAAGGCGCGAAAGAACGGCUUCGACGUGGAGCGGUACAAUGAGCUACGCGACAGCAUCGCUAGUGUGGAAGAUGAUCUGCGCCGGCUGCGCGACCCCCUACAAAUCCAUCUGCCCCAGGCCGGUUCGCUCCUGCAGCAGGGCGUCGGCAAACCCUCGGACGGCUUACCCUCCCCCAUCGAACAAAUCCGCAGCUUGCUCAAGAGAAAGUUCUAAGCGAAUGGAAGCACGGAAGCAGCGCGUCCAAAGCAUUUUUGUCCUCGCACAGGUUUCAUACAUGUUGUUUUAUAUUCUAUCGGUAUUUAAGAAUACUUUGUGACAAAGUUAAUUUCAUACGAAGUUUACUGCCAUGUUGAGUAGUUUGAGAAAACAAGCUAGUCGGGAGGCCCGGUUACGCUCCCUCGGCCGUUACGUUAAUUCUUGCUAAAACGGGCGCAUUGGACUUAAUUUUGCAUAAUCACCCGCAUUUCUCUGAGUUCGCACAGGAAACUCCAGAUUUGAAUGGAAGUUGUGAUCAAUUCGAGCACAAAGCCCUCGUCAUCCGUUUCGCAACCUUGGGUUGUGGUCCUGGUUUUUGCUUUGUGGUGCUGUAAAUCACUUAAGAUUUAUAAACUCGACUAAUUUUAAUCAAGCUUUACACACCUAUAUAGAUAGGAUCUUUGAGUCGCGUUUUAAA